UUUUGAAAAGAAAAGGUACCGAAAGGGCGUUAGACUAGAUCUAGCGUAACCAAGUCCCCGAGCUUAGAAUCUCUUGUUCGUAGGAAUAAAACAUAUCUCCCUAUGUUUUAUUUAGGUUUCUAAUCGACCUACCACAAAUAGAUUAGUGGCGACUCCAAGCAUGAAAAGUUUUGCAUGUUAAAAACUUAAACCCUAAGUUGCGAAUUGGUAAGGGCUUGGGAGGGCCCGAGUUAAGCUUAGACUUAAUAAUCCAUUAGCCUGAGAAAUUUUAGGUCGCGACAGCUUGGCGACUCCACUGGGGACUUGAGUUAAAACUCUUAGUGGACUUAGGCCGAAUUUUCUCUUUUUGAAAAAAUAUUUUUGUUUGGCAGCGAGGAUUCCAGGUACGUCCCUAACGUUUAAGGUGUUAAAUGUUUUUGCAGAAUGGGAGUUAUAAGGGGUGGAGUGUUUGUUAACCAUUUUCUUGCAGGGAGGUGUUGAGAUUGGAUGUUUUAAUUUUGAUAUUGAAGCGCUGUUUGCACAUGAUCUAUUGUGCAUGCCUGUGCAUAUUCACUACACUCUAGCACACACAACCUGUCGCCGGACCUGGGCCGCAUAGGAUCACCUAGGAUGGUAUUGAGAUGGAUACCACUCCGACCGUCCGCCCGCGGUACGAGUUGCCCAUCUCAAUCCCGAUAUUUCUUUCUUGAUGUCAAAGAGAUUACCACCCCGGUCUGCAUGCCCGCGACAUGGGUCGGCUCUUUGACGAUGCCGGAGUUACGAGGACCCGACUUAGUCCGCAUGCCCGCGGCUAGUCCGAUCAUCCUUGUGGCUCCACUUUGUUAAACCUUCUAGAGUAGAAAUCGAGCCACGUAGCAUGCGUAUGUCUAUGUGAUUGCCACCCGAUUAUUGGUAAAGUAAGUCCUUUGAACUUUUUCUUUGCAAUUUAUUUACUUUAUCGUAUUGUUUUGUCGGUCCAUGACAUUAGGUUGAUCGCAAGUCUUGGUCAAUAUACAAUGGGAAAUUCCGACAUUCGACUUAUUCUCCCUCCCAAGAAGGAACUCAACGCGUGGUGGGACAAGCUAGACCGAGCUAGUCGUGAGUUCGUGGAAUCAACAAUUGGCCGACUCCUCCCUCUGUUGCGUAUCAACAUUCAUGGCGGCCUCAUUCAAGCACUUGCCCAUUGUUGGUGUCCAGAGACAACUACCUUCGUCUUUGGUAAGCAUGAGCUCACUCCGACCUUGGAAGAAUAUAGCAUUGCCAUUGGAAAACCUUUGGAAUUAGAAUUAAUUAGUCCACCUAUCGGAAUAAAUCCUGUCUCGAUUUUAUCUGAUUUUCUGAGAAUCAAGGAAGAAAAGAUAAGAAAAAUUUUGAAAGGUCACCGCAAUACUUGCCCAUUUUCAUUUCUUGAUGAAUGUUUUCAAAAUGGCACUUCAUUUCAAAUGAGAAGGAUUUUCCUAUUAGCUUUCUUUGGAUUUAUAUUUUUCCCUCACUGUAAGAAUGCUAUUAAUCCUUUGAUUGCUAAGUUAGUAGGGCAAGUGUGUAGGGGAAUGAACUUUGUUAAUGCCCUCCUGGCAGAAACUUUUCUUUCCCUUUCUCGAUUUAAAGAAAAUGGUGACAAAAUCUUUCAUGCUUCUCCUGAGCUUUUGCAAAUUUGGUUCUUAUCUCAUUUAAAAGGGUUUGGUGGUUUAAUGAUUAUACGUGAAGUUAGCAACUCUGAUCACCCUAUCAUGAGAUUUGAGAAUAAACAAAAACAUGCACCGGAUUAUCAUUAUUCCAAUUGGUUGGCUUUUUUUAAAAAUCCAAAGUCCAAGUGUUUCCUAUGGCAUUCUAAAUGGUUCCAAGUUCGUGAGGCCAGACUCACAUGUGGACGUGUUGGCCCAAUCCCUUUACUGGGAUUCACUGGGGCAAUGGAAUAUUACCCGACUAGGGUGACUCGCCAGUAUCAAGUGGUGCAAGAGCUUCCCCCAGCUUUGAAGCAAGCUGAUUCAAUUCGAGUCGACUUCACUGACGGAGACCUCGACCAUGAGGAUAGCAUUUCUUUAAUCAAGUCGCUGUGGGAUAUGUGCCAUCCACAAAUGCUCAUAUGGCCCGAAAAAGAAUUAGAGGGUAAAGAAAGAAAGUACUAUGCUACGGCUGAAUACAUUCGACGACACAAGAUUCCAGAUAAUUUACUCCAGAAAAUACCAAUGGUGCCUGAGAAGAUCACCAACCGUGCUGAGAAAAGAUGUCUCAAGAGAAAAGCUUAG
Messenger RNA from Syzygium oleosum, 2228 nucleotides. RefSeq lists its product as uncharacterized. Bases 996 to 2228 code for a protein of 410 amino acids. Lineage: Eukaryota; Viridiplantae; Streptophyta; Magnoliopsida; Myrtales; Myrtaceae. The record is from RefSeq and is a predicted model, not a curated record. The transcript has a single exon.